CUCUGCUCAUCGGUGCUCUUUUCAGCCGAAGUGUGUGUGUUUAUUUUUGACGCUAACUGAAAACAAUAUUUUAGACAAGCUAACGGUGAGCGGUCAGCAAAAACUGUCCAUUUGCCAACGGACGGUCGAGGUAGACACACGCAAUACGUUUCUAACGUUGCGGCAUAAUAAUUAUAAUUAUAAAUAACAAAGUUUCGCCCCCGCAACAACAAAUUUCAUAUUUAUUAUGUCUGAUCUGAUGAAAGGCUUGGCCCAGCCAGAGGUCAAAGAGACGGUGGUGGAAUACGGCACAUUGGAUACAGCGAAUAAGGAAUUGCUCCUUGCUGCACAUUUGGUGCGCCAGCGUGCCUAUGCACCUUAUAGCCAUUUCAAAGUUGGCUCCGCUUUUCGCACCAGCCCCACCACCAAUCGCAUCUUUACCGGCUGCAAUGUUGAGAAUGCCGCAUUUACGCCAACUUCCUGUGCGGAGCGAACCGCUCUCACCAAGGCCGUUAGCGAGGGCUAUCAGCAGUUUGCGGCGGGCGCCGUUGUCGCCUAUAAGCCCGAUGUGUUCGUUUCGCCGUGCGGCGUGUGCCGGCAGUUUAUCAGAGAGUUCGCUGGUAGCACUGAUAUACCCAUCUAUAUAGCACAAGCCCGGGAUGAGCGUUCGCCCGAAGUGCCAUUUGCCAGCGAAGAUCCUGUUCUUUGUACAUCCAUCUUUAAUCUAUUGCCAAACAGUUUCCACGCCUACUAACUAAUCGGCUUAUCUAUUGAGAGUUUCAAGGCUAACAUAAUCGCAAUCACUUUACAUAUAGACACACGUCUGUUUCUUUUAUCUAUACAAUCUACAAAAUAAAGACAAAAUGUUAUUCUAGUGAAAAAAA
Molecule: messenger RNA, 863 nt
Organism: Drosophila grimshawi
Lineage: Eukaryota; Metazoa; Arthropoda; Insecta; Diptera; Drosophilidae
Product: cytidine deaminase
Exons: 2
Coding region: 227-733 (168 amino acids)
Cellular component (GO): cytosol
Molecular function (GO): cytidine deaminase activity; zinc ion binding
Source: RefSeq, a predicted model, not a curated record